AUGGUAGUGGGGAAAACGACGAAACAGACACUGUACCGUGAGUGGAGGCAGGGAGAAGGGUGGACAGAGGCAGCAGACAACGGCAGGCAGACAGAAGUCCCGUUCCCGGUAUGGAAGCGGCAGGGUGCGCGGAGCCUGGCCGCGAGCGCAGCGGCCACGGGAAGACGAGCGGCAGCGAGUCCGCAGGAGAGGACCCGCGCCGCGCGUAAAGCCGCAUCCAACCUGCUUUCUACGACUGAAGGCUACACCAUGGGGCACAGAAGUGGAACAAUCCUCCAAGGCUUCAACCCUGGAAGUCGCCGCAAAGAGAAAGUCCACAGUGUCCCUAAUCACUAA
Messenger RNA from Knipowitschia caucasica, 336 nucleotides. The record is from the annotation of a GenBank genome assembly. Lineage: Eukaryota; Metazoa; Chordata; Actinopteri; Gobiiformes; Gobiidae.